This is a messenger RNA of Drepanopeziza brunnea f. sp. 'multigermtubi' MB_m1, 1482 nucleotides long. Lineage: Eukaryota; Fungi; Ascomycota; Leotiomycetes; Helotiales; Drepanopezizaceae. The record is from RefSeq and is a predicted model, not a curated record.
AUGGAAAUACCUAAUUAUGGUGUCAACCUGCUGGAGUGGACCGAGGUGCCUGCUAGAAGCUAUAAGCGUCACGCAUUCAUCCACCUACGCACCACCGCCGCUCAAAUUUCCACUACCGCAAAGUCACUCCCCUCUUCUUCGCGUGUGCCGGCCCGCCACGGCGAGAUCGUGCGUCGUCGUCGUCGUGUUCCGGCUCGCGCUGAGCCCCCACACGGCAUCGCUCACGGCGCCGGCCCAGCCGCCGGUGAAGUUACCGACGGGCUGCACGGUCCGCGGAGCCUCCGCGUCGAACGCGAUGCCGUAGCGUGCUUGUCGCUCUCGACGAAGUCCGUAAAGUCGGCCGGCACGACGGUAUUGUUGACGGGGGAUUUGGAAGAUGGGAGGGUUGUAGCUACCCCAGUCGCAGGAGGACGUGACGUUGAUCUCUACGGUGGAUGUGAUGGGAGCGGCAGGCGCUUCGGACCAGUCGAUCGAGAUGCGCGUGUCAGUGCCGUUGGUGCCACUCGUGUAGCCAGUUGUUGGCGAGAGGACGACGUGGGUGGCCCCGGGCAAGAGAGUCCAUUGGCAGCCUGCGCUGCCGCGGGAGAAGACGUCGAUCCAGCGCGUCCUAGGACCGUAGGGAUCCAUGGGGGGAGGACGAGUGUGUUACCUCCGUUGCUGUGGAAGGCAUGGUCGCCGGAUAAUGUUGCGUUGGAACCUUCGAUCCCGAUGCCGAUGUUACCACCGAGGGAAGUCUCGAGAUCUUGGACCCAGGAUGUAGGUGGGAGUCAUGAUACCUCUGGGUCAACUGGUGGUCUUGUUAAACAAAGCCCAGACAUUAGUCGCCACACCGUUUGCCGUGUUCCUCUUCUGAUUAAUAUAGACGGCAUUCCGGGUCGCGCCAAUCUUGUGAUGCUCUCCACUGCUCGGGAUCUUGCCGUGAUCCAUAUCCCACCACGAGCUGGCAUUCACGCCGGGCACGCCAUCCCUCUUGUCCACCACCACCACCCGCUGCCCGAGCUUCUUCGCACUGCUCCUGCUGCUGUUCACCGUGGAAUUGCUCGUCAAGUUCCCCCCGCCGCCCCAGUUCGCCAGCGUCAGGUUGCUGCCCGUGACUCUCCCAAAGUCCGUGGCCAGGCCCUCGGCGGUGCGGGGGACACCCCGCCAGUCGUCGGCACUGACCAGGAUCUGGGCAUCGAGCGAGUGGAGGAGAGGGAGGAGAGGGAGGAGAGGGAGGAGAGGGAGGAGAGGGAGGAGAGGGAGGAGAGGGAGGAGAGGGAGGAGAGGGAGGAGAGGGAGGAGAGGGAGGAGAGGGAGCAGGAGGGAGAGGGAGAGGGAGAGGGGGAGGGACUUCAUCUUCCGUCGUCGUUAUCGUUGUCUUCGUCGACGUACUCGGGAGACGAGAGACGGAUGGAUAGAGAGAGAGAGGGGGAGGAGGGAACGACAUGGCGGAAAGAGGAAGCCAUGGAGUACAAAUGGGAGGGGAGAGCUCGGCGCAGGUAG